Messenger RNA from Nematolebias whitei (Rio pearlfish), 1561 nucleotides. RefSeq names its product E3 ubiquitin/ISG15 ligase TRIM25. Gene Ontology annotation, molecular function: zinc ion binding. Bases 95 to 1561 code for a protein of 488 amino acids. The record is from RefSeq and is a predicted model, not a curated record. NCBI's taxonomy places the organism in Eukaryota, Metazoa, Chordata, Actinopteri, Cyprinodontiformes, Rivulidae. The transcript is spliced from 8 exons.
ACUCAGACGCUGCAGUGCGCUAAAGGUCUGGACCAGCUUCACUUUAUUACCAGCGUUUAAUCUCCAUCAACAGAACCCAGAGGACCGAAGUGCGAUGGCCUCAGCGGAGGAUCUUGAGUUUUCUCUGGUGGGUCUGGAGGAGGAUCUGACCUGCAGCAUCUGUCUGAGCACCUUCAUCUGUCCGGUCACCAUCCCCUGUGGACACAACUUCUGCCGGGACUGCCUGCUGGCCACCUGGAAGGACUCCUUCAGCUGCCCGCAGUGUCGGACCCUGUUCGCCACCAAACCCGAGCUGAAGAAGAACACGGUCCUCAGCACCGUGGUGGAGACCUUCAGGAUCCGGACCAACAAGAGCGAAUCCGUGGUUCUGGUGGAGGAGAGCCAACCCAAGGAGGAGGAGGAGAAGAAGAAGGGUGUGAUCCGCUGUGACACCUGUAUGGAGGCCGAGGCGGCUCAGACCUGCCUCACCUGUAUGGCCUCCUUCUGCGAGGAGCACCUGCGGCCCCACCGGGAGAACCCCACCUUCCGCCUCCACCAGCUGAGCCAGCCCGUGGCGGACCUGAUGGAUUGGAUCUGCCCCAACCACCACAAGCUGAUGGAGCUCUUCUGUACCCAACAUGGCCGACUGAUCUGCAGCCUGUGUCUGCAGCAGGGCCACAAGGACUGCAGCUUCACCACAUCUGAGGAGGAGAGGAGCCGGAAGCAGUCUGACCUGAGAGACAAGUUGAGUUUUUUGGAUGGAAAAAUGUCAAAGAACGAGACUGUUCUUUGUCUGAUGAAGGACUCUGAGAAAAGGCUAAAGGAUUCAGCCAUCAACAGGAAGAAAGCCGUGUCGGCGGAGUACCAGUACAUACAGGACAUGUUUGCCCGAGAGGAGCAAGAAGCUCUGAAGUCUAUCGACCGGGAGGCCGAGAUCGGGCAGACCAAAAUCAGAGGGCUCAUGGCGAAGUUUGUCGAGAACGUUGACAAGAUGAGCAAAGCUAAAGAGGAGAUCCAUCAGCUGCUGAGCCAGUCCCAAACCCAGGCCUUCUUACAGGCUUCAUUUUACCUCCCCCAAGCCGUGAACUUUGACCCCUACACCCCUCGGAUCAACCUGGACUCUAAGAAGGUGAUGCAGUCAGAGGCGUUUGCUGCGUCCACGAAGAACUUCCUGCUGCAGCUCCUGAAGCAGCCCGUCGAGAACAGAACACCGAUACUCCUCAGAGGUGAACGAGCAGCGUCGGCCUCCGGGUACAUGCCGACGAGUCCCGGGAACUAUCCAGAGCCAGAGUCAAAGUUUCCUCAGGCUCCUCCGAGAUUCCCCAGGUCCCACAGUCCAGGACCUGGACCCGCAGCGGGCCAGAAGAAGAAACCGCAGAAAAACACCAAAAAUCCUCCCCAGUACACUGAAAACUUUGGAAAUAAGAAGUUUAACAAAUCCCUGGAUAACCUGUUGGAGUUUGAACGGAAACCCCAACCCAGAGGACGUCCUGCUGCAGCAGAACCCAAAGAGGAUCCAGGUGGAAACCAGAUCCACACAUUUACCUUAGCUCGUCCAAGUUCUUGUUUUUUUAUUCCUUAA